GCACUCAGCUCCAGAGCUGGCGCUUGGAAGUUAGGGGAGAGCGUCGCGGACGAGGAUCUACCAUACCCACUGAUUAAGUAUGGAAGACUAUACCAAAAUAGAGAAAAUUGGAGAAGGUACCUAUGGAGUUGUGUAUAAGGGUAGACACAAAACUACAGGUCAAGUGGUAGCCAUGAAGAAAAUCAGACUAGAAAGUGAAGAGGAAGGGGUUCCUAGUACUGCAAUUCGGGAAAUAUCUCUAUUAAAAGAGCUUCGUCAUCCAAAUAUAGUCAGUCUUCAAGAUGUGCUUAUGCAGGAUUCCAGGUUAUAUCUCAUCUUUGAAUUCCUUUCCAUGGAUCUCAAGAAAUACUUGGAUUCUAUCCCUCCUGGUCAGUUCAUGGAUUCUUCACUUGUUAAGAGUUAUUUGUACCAAAUCCUACAAGGGAUUGUGUUUUGUCACUCUAGAAGAGUUCUCCACAGAGACUUAAAACCUCAAAAUCUGUUGAUUGAUGAUAAAGGAACAAUUAAACUGGCAGAUUUUGGCCUUGCCAGAGCUUUUGGAAUACCUAUUAGAGUAUAUACGCAUGAGGUAGUGACACUCUGGUAUAGAUCUCCAGAAGUAUUGCUGGGGUCAGCUCGCUACUCAACUCCAGUGGACAUUUGGAGUAUAGGUACCAUAUUUGCUGAAUUAGCAACUAAGAAACCACUUUUUCAUGGGGAUUCAGAAAUUGAUCAACUCUUCAGAAUUUUCAGAGCUUUGGGCACUCCCAAUAAUGAAGUGUGGCCAGAAGUAGAAUCUUUACAGGACUACAAGAAUACAUUUCCCAAGUGGAAACCAGGAAGCUUAGCAUCCCAUGUCAAAAACUUGGAUGAAAAUGGCUUGGAUCUGCUCUCGAAAAUGUUAAUCUAUGAUCCUGCCAAACGAAUUUCUGGCAAAAUGGCACUGAAUCAUCCAUACUUUCAUGAUUUGGACAGUCAAAUUAAGAAGAUGUAGCUUUCUGACAGUUGCCCUGUGUUGUGUCAAGAACAGAUAAUUGUAUUUUUACUGUUCAUCUCUGUUUCUGUCUUUGUGUAUUUUUCUUUUCUUUGUUGUAAAACUUAAUCUGUACUUCAUCUUCUGAUUUCAAAAGUAACUUAAAAAUGUAAAUACUGUUCUAUAUGAAUUUAAAUAUAAUAAUUCUGUAUAUGUUUGUAGAUCUCACUGUAACAGCUGUUUGUUACUAUAAUAAAACUAUAUAAAUCUAAAAAAAAAAAAAA
Molecule: messenger RNA, 1236 nt
Organism: Cervus elaphus (red deer)
Lineage: Eukaryota; Metazoa; Chordata; Mammalia; Artiodactyla; Cervidae
Product: cyclin-dependent kinase 1
Exons: 2
Coding region: 80-973 (297 amino acids)
Biological process (GO): G2/M transition of mitotic cell cycle; protein phosphorylation; mitotic G2 DNA damage checkpoint signaling
Cellular component (GO): nucleus
Molecular function (GO): ATP binding; RNA polymerase II CTD heptapeptide repeat kinase activity; cyclin-dependent protein serine/threonine kinase activity
Source: RefSeq, a predicted model, not a curated record